Paramecium sonneborni is the source of this 691-nucleotide messenger RNA. NCBI's taxonomy places the organism in Eukaryota, Ciliophora, Oligohymenophorea, Peniculida, Parameciidae. The record is from the annotation of a GenBank genome assembly.
AUGUUACUAAUAAUAUGUAUAUUGAUUAGUGGCAUCAAUUCAUUAUAAGGUUUAGUCUCUGUUGGUAGAGCCAUUAAAACCUAAUAAUAAAUCAAUUAUUAUUUAGGAAAAUAUCAUCUAUCUCUGAAUAUGGAUUUGAUUGAUUUAAAAGAAUAUAAAGAUUUUGAUGAUAUAACAAACUUAAGAUAUGCCUCAAAAUGUGAAUAUUGCAAUAAAACAUUUAAAAACUCAUCCUAUCUCUAGAUGCAUUAAUAUAAUAAACACUUUGAUGAUAAUCUCAAAGAAACAAUAAUUAUUUUAAAUUAUAUUUGUGAAUUCACUAAUUGUCUUAAAUCUCAUGGCAGCAAUAGUUUGUAAGCAUUGCCAAAAAAUGUAAGAAUACAAAAAUGUUUAAAAUUUGCGAAUUUAUAUGUAAAUUUUUCAGUUUUGGAGCUAUAAAAUUGUAUGAAAAUAUAAAUAUAAAGUGAAUAAAUUUUGCGAUGAUUUGGUUCUAGAUGAAUUAGAUCCAUUUUAUUAGGAAACUCCUUAUUGGGAUGCCUUUAUGAAUAUUGUUAAAACUAUUGGUAUCACUAUAUAUAUUUUUGGAUCCUUAUACAUAAUAAAAAAAAUAUAGGAUUAUGUUUCAUUUUUACAGAGAAAGCAUAAGCGAACUUAACCAAAAAAUUAUAAAGAAAAAUAUAAUGUAAUGUGA